AUGGCGUCUCUUCCAGGCUAUAGUACGAUUGGCAGGACGAGAUCCUCCGACGGCACCACCUCAAAUAAUAACAGCGCCUCCACCCUUGAGGGUACAUCAAGUCAACCCGAUCCGAUCGAAGACACCGAGACCGUUUUCCUGAAUAAAGGUGCCUCCACGCCGAGCAGCCUCGAGAAUCUGUCCGAUAUCACCGACAAAGCUACUAGCCGAUCUUCGACUCUACCAGACACAGUGCAGGAGGAACCACGAAAAUGUUGGAUUUGCUAUACCGACGAAACAGAAGACUCGCCACUUAAUCUGGAAUGGCGAUCACCUUGCCCAUGUGCUUUGACAGCGCACGAGGCAUGUUUGCUCGACUGGCUUGCGGAUAUGGAGAAUCCUCGUUCGCGGAAGCGGAACGGUCACACCAAAAUGCAGUGUCCCCAGUGCAAAUCUGAGAUCGUUGUCACUCGUCCACGGAGCUAUGUUGUUGAUACCUUGCGACUGAUGGAAAGAGUGGCGGGGCGGCUGGUCCUCCCGGGUAUGGUCUUCACAGUCGCGGGCACUGUCUGGGCAGGAUGCUGUGCCCACGGCGCGUAUUCAAUGCAGCUUGUCUUCGGUCCACAGGAAGCCAGGCACAUUAUCGAAGAUAGUUUGGAGGGUCCGUGGAACUCUGGACUCAACCUCGGCCUGCCUCUCAUCCCACUGGUCUUGAUAUUCUCGCGCACACGCUACGCCGAAGGUCUUCUCCCAGCCAUUCCCGUUCUAUUUUUUGCCGUACACAACCCAGGACACGAACCCGACUUUGAUAUCUGGCCGCCCACCCCGGCGAUGACCUUCGCGGCCUUGCCUUAUGUAAAAAGCUUCUAUGGCGCACUUUACGAUCGACUAUUCGGCGCCUUGGAGCGCAAAUGGAUCGCAGAGGUACAACCUCGUGCGGCAGAAGAGAUUCUAGAUGAUGCCCAACAGCAAGAUCAGGCGGAGGGACUAAAUCGAUUCGGUGACAACGUUAAUGGUCAAAUUCUCAUGGAGAUUGAUCUUGAAUUACAGGUAGGAAUGGGCAAUGACGACGAGCUUGCCGAUGCUCCAGCUCUUCCUGCCGCCGAAAACGAUGAUGGCGCUGACACAGGCGCUCAGGACGGACAAGCUCAAGGCCAGCCCGCAGGCCAGAACAACAAUCAAGGUCUGGGUCUAGGCCGAAGACAAAACGAGAUUAUUCACGACACCGGUAAUAUCGCCGACACUGUGCUUGGGGCUCUGGUUUUCCCAGCCAUCUCUGCCUCGGUGGGUGGUCUGUUGAAAUACGUUCUACCAAAAACAUGGACGACCCCAUCUUCGGUAUUGGAGCGCAGUCGACCUGGACUUCUUCAGACUCGCUGGGGACGCAGUGUCGUUGGUGGCUGUAUGUUUGUAUUACUCAAAGACGCACUCGUUCUAUAUUGCCGGUGGAAGUUGGCACAAACACACCGACGACGAAAGGUGUUGGAUUAUGAGCGGUCCAAGGCAAAAAAGCAGGGUACAAAUAAACGGUGA
Penicillium angulare is the source of this 1512-nucleotide messenger RNA. RefSeq names its product RING finger domain protein. Lineage: Eukaryota; Fungi; Ascomycota; Eurotiomycetes; Eurotiales; Aspergillaceae. Gene Ontology annotation, molecular function: zinc ion binding. The coding region runs from base 1 to 1512 and encodes 503 amino acids. The record is from RefSeq and is a predicted model, not a curated record. The transcript has a single exon.